Molecule: messenger RNA, 942 nt
Organism: Trichomonas vaginalis G3
Lineage: Eukaryota; Parabasalia; Trichomonadida; Trichomonadidae
Exons: 1
Coding region: 1-942 (313 amino acids)
Source: RefSeq, a predicted model, not a curated record
AUGAACGACCUCCUCACUGUUCUCAUGAACUAUUUCAACACUGUUCUCAUGUAUGACCUCCUCACUGUUCUCAUGAACUAUUUCAUCAUUGUUCUCAUGAACGACUUCCUUACUGUUCUCAUGAACUAUUUCAUCAUUGUUCUCAUGAACGACCUCCUCACUGUUCUCAUGAACUAUUUCAACACUGUUCUCAUGUAUGACAUCCUCACUGUCCUCAUGAACUAUUUCAACACUGUUCUCAUGAACGACCUCCUUACUGUUCUCAUGAACUAUUUCAACACUGUUCUCAUGUAUGACCUCCUCACUGUUCUCAUGAACUAUUUCAACACUGUUCUCAUGAACGACCUCCUCACUGUUCUCAUGAACUAUUUCAACACUGUUCUCAUGUAUGACCUCCUCACUGUUCUCAUGAACUAUUUCAUCAUUGUUCUCAUGAACGACUUCCUUACUGUUCUCAUGAACUAUUUCAUCAUUGUUCUCAUGAACGACCUCCUCACUGUUCUCAUGAACUAUUUCAACACUGUUCUCAUGUAUGACCUCCUCACUGUUCUCAUGAACUAUUUCAUCAUUGUUCUCAUGAACGACUUCCUUACUGUUCUCAUGAACUAUUUCAUCAUUGUUCUCAUGAACGACCUCCUCACUGUUCUCAUGAACUAUUUCAUCACUGUUCUCAUGAACGACCUCCUCACUGUUCUCAUGAACUAUUUCAUCAUUGUUCUCAUGAACUAUUUCAUCACUGUUCUCAUGUAUGACCUCCUCACUGUUCUCAUGAACUAUUUCAUCACUGUUCUCAUGUAUGACCUCCUCACUGUUCUCAUGUAUGACCUCCUCACUGUUCUCAUGAACUAUUUCAUUAUUGCAUGUAUGACCUCCUUACUGUCUUUCAUAAGCGUUUCAAAGUCUCCUUUACUCAUUACUUCAAUCUCAUGCUGUUCACAAUAG